AGCAGAUGAUGUUGCUGUUGAUAUCAAUGUGUCUGCUGCCGGCCUUGUGUGUGGUGUUGACAUCUGUGCCUGUCAGUGCAUGUUCAACCGAACAGUUUUCCUGUGCUCAGGGGACAUGUGUGCCUGAGGACAACUUGUGUGACUUCAUCGACAACUGUGGCGAUGGCAGCGACGAGGACGACUGUUCCCGAUAUCAACGUUGUAACUUUGAAGAGGGCUUCUGUGACCUGAUUGAAAGCUCAAACAUGAUUUCUGGAUGGACAAGAACCAGCAAGGCCCCGGGACUCGUACAUGAGCACACCAAUAAUCAAUCAGCUCAUUUUUUGAUGCUUUUACCUGUGGAAAGACAAAGAACGGUGGCAGAACUGAAGAGUCCCAUGUUCCAGCCGAGUCAGACCUGCCAGAUGAGUUUCUAUCAUUAUGUUGGGGCAAAACAUGGAGAGCUUCAGGUCCUAAUCCAAACUCAUGUAAUGGGUCAGAGCAUAGUAUGGAAGCGCUCACAAACACAGCUGGAAACGUGGCUGCGGACAGUGAUUCCGUUAUCCAGUGUGAACACUUUUCAGGUGGUCAUUCGGGGGGAACUCUCCGCCUACAGUGAAGCCUUGGAUGUCCUGGCCAUCGAUGACCUGUCCUUCAGUCACAGCUGUGUGACAGUAUCAAAGAGCAGUGUGCCCACUCCCUCUAUUUGCCCGCAUUUGUCAUUUGCCUGCAGCAGUGUGGAGUGUGUGGAGGAAAGCAAAGUGUGUGACUUCAUGUCACACUGCCCCCAUGGAGAGGACGAAGCCAACUGCCCCUCUCAGUGUGACUUUGAGACGGGGUCUUGUGGCUGGUCUGAGCUCACGCCCGGGGAUGGCUUUGACUGGAUCAGAGGUUCUUCAGUGGAGGUACCGCCAGACUACACAAGUCACCCGCCACCUCUGGACCACUCUACAAAUAGUACUGAAGGUCAUUUUAUGUUUAUAAUGAAGAACAGCAGCAACCUGCAUUCGACGGCUGUUCUCCGAGGGCCUUUGUUCCAAGAAUCUGCCCCUGGGUGCACCCUGUCUUUCUGGCAUUAUAAUUCAGGCAUUUCCGUUGGAGCCGCUGCCAUGUACCUUGAUAUCCCUGGUGUUGAGAACAAUACUAUCCUAUGGAGAACUUUGUAUGAUCAAGGACGCCGUUGGAACCAUGUCACUCUGCAAUUGGGGCGCAUCACUCAGCCCUUUCAGAUCACACUGGCCAAGAUCAGCCUUGGCAUUUUCAGUGGUUACUCUACUAUAGAUGACAUCUCCUUCCAGAACUGUUCAAUGCCCCCAGCUGUAAAGGAGUGCCCCAAGCACACACAUUUCCACUGCGUGCACACCAAGGCGUGCGUGGAGCACCUGCAACUCUGCAACCUUGUGGAUGACUGUGGGGAUGGCUCAGAUGAGGAGGCAUGCUCUCCAGAGCUGCAGUGUAACUUUGAGCAAGGACUGUGUAGUUGGAAACAGGAACAGAAUGGAGGAGAUGUGUUUGACUGGACCCGCAUGCAAGGUUCCACUCCAUCAUUUAACACAGGCCCAUGGAGGGACCACACAUUUGGCACCAACUAUGGUCACUACCUCUACAUUGAAGCCUCUCCUCCCCAGGAGUUCAAGGACACAGCUGUGUUGAUAAGCCGAGCAUUUCAACCCACCUAUCAACGUGACAAUGACCCAUCCAGAUCUCGCCGCCCUUGUGUUUUCCGCUUUCAUUACCACAUGUUUGGAUCUCAUGUCUUCUGCCUGGCAGUGUACCUCAGGACAACUGCUACGGGUCGAGGUCAUAUGCUGUGGGUACGGUAUGGAAAUCAGGGAAACCUAUGGCACCGGAAGACUCUGUAUCUGAACAGCCCUCGGCCCUUCCAGAUUCUCAUAGAAGGUACUGUGGGAGAUGAUUUUAAUGGCGACAUUGCAAUUGAUGACCUUUCCUUCCUGGACUGUGUCCCAUAUGAAGGCAAACUGCCGUCACUGAACAUCACGGCUCCUCCAGUGACCACCGUAGCUCCAACAGUUGAGCCCCAUAUAUGCCCCGAUGGACACUUUGCAUGUGGGACAUAUGGAGAGUGUGUUGAUGAAAGCAAAGUGUGUGACUUCAGAAGUGAUUGUCCGGAUGGCUCAGAUGAAAUCAACUGCGUGAAGGAAUGGUGUGAUUUUGAAGGUGGUAACAUUUGUGGUUGGAAGCUUGUUCACCCAUCUGCGGUCCCAAUCCAUGCAUUCCUCUGGAUGCCUGACCAAGGGGAAAGCAUUCAUGACGGAGAGCAAUACCACCGUCCUAUUAAUGACCAUACCCUGGGCAGUGCUCAGGGCUGGUAUUUGUAUGCAGACAGUUCAAAUGGAGGAUACGGUCACACUGCCGACCUCCAGUCACCAGUUAUCUCUUCCACUGGGCCACAGUGCACUCUGGUCUUUUGGUACUACAUGAGCGGAUUCACAGUGGGAUCACUUCAAGUGCUGCUGAAGUAUGGAAACAUCACACAUGUGGUCUGGUCUCAGAAUGGUAACCAAGGCAACAAAUGGAGACGUGGAGAAGUGUUUUUAGGCCUAUCAAACAACUUUCAGGUGAUAUUCAGAGCUAAACGAGGAAUCAGCUACAUGGGUGAUGUGGUGGUUGAUGACAUCAGCUUCCGGAACUGUUCUCCUAUGCUACUUUCAGGCCUGCCAUGUUCGCCUGACGAGUUUUCCUGCAGCAAUGGCCACUGCAUCCCCCAGGACAAUCUGUGCGACUUCAUCAACCACUGUGGGGACAACUCUGAUGAGGACCCCUACAUCUGCAAGGGAUUUAAUGGGCGCUGCAGUUUUGAAUUUGACCUCUGUUCCUGGCGUCAGUGCCAGCAGGAUGAAUUUAAUUGGCUAAUUAAAGCGGGCAGCACGCCAACACUUGGCACUGGACCAUCGAGUGACCACACCCUCAGAAACCCUUCUGGACACUACCUCUACCUGGAGAGCUCCUUCCCGCAGGCGGCUGGAGAUAUCGCCCGUAUAUCAGGACCCUGGCUGAGUUACAAGAGCAGACAGUGCAAGAUACGUUUCUACUUUCACAUGUCUGGAGACGGCAUCGGUACACUAGGUAUGUUUGCCAAAAGUAGAGAACAGCUCCGCCUUUUGCUGAACCUGACCGGAGACCAGGGCAACUUCUGGCAGAUGCAGGAGAUCCUGCUGAGCUCCACCCAGGAUUUCCAGGUCAUAUUGGAGGGUAAGGUGGGCCGAAGUUCCAAGGGUGACAUCUGCCUGGAUGACAUCACUUUUUCUUCAGGGUGUCUCCUUGCCCAGUCUGGUCCCAUAAUGGACAACACGCCUCCCCCUCCUGAAGGAUCCUGUCCUUCAGGUUCACUUCCUUGUGAAAAUGGUAGAUGUUACACUCCGGAGCAGAGCUGCGACUUCACAGAUGAUUGUGGCGAUAACACAGAUGAAAAGAAUUGUGGGACUUCCUGCUCUUUUGAGAAAGGUCGCUGUGGGUGGAAGAGCUCCCUGGCUGAUAAUUUUGAUUGGGCACUGGGUACUGGAUCUGUCCAACGUAUAAGACCCCCAUAUGAUCAUACUUUGUUGAAUGAAAAUGGUCAUUUUGUCUAUCUGGAAGCUACACCAGUGGGACUGAAAGGUGACAAAGCACAUAUUAGGAGCUUUAUGUGGAAAGAGUCGAGUGCCAUCUGCAAACUGUCCUUCUGGUACUAUAUUUCCCACAAGGCUACAGGAAUCAUCCGUCUGUUAAUCAAGACAGAGAACAAUUUGAGGGAAGUGUGGAAUAAGACUGGGCACCAAGGGUAUGAAUGGAACCAAGCUGAGGUCCCUCUGAGGAAGCUCAGGAACUUUGAAGUGAUCUUUGAGGGGAUCCGUUCCAUGGACGUGAGUGGGGGAGCCGCUUUGGAUGACCUGGAGUUCAUCAACUGUGCUCCAAGUGCUGAGGUGCCACCCAGCUGUCCUGCCAUCACAGACUUUGUGUGUCACUGCGGCCAGUGCAUUGAGUCCCACCUGGUGUGUGACAACAAGGCUGACUGUGCAGAUGGAUCUGAUGAGAUGGACUGUGGACACACUACUGGCCAACCAGGUGCCUGUAAUUUCAACGUGGAGGAACACCAAUGGGAAAACACAUGCCAGCUUUCUCAGGACACUGAUGAUGACUUUGAUUGGAAGAUUGGCCACCGGAGUCCAACACCUGGAUAUGGACCAGACAAUGACCACAGUCCUGGUGGUGGAGGAAAGUUCCUGUAUAUAUACACUGCCAUUCAGAGGGAGGGCGACAUCGCCAAAUUCACAACAAGGAAUCCUUUCCCAACAAGUAUUGGACUGUGCCACCUCCGCUUCUGGUUUUUUAUGCACGGUUCAGACCAAAUGGGUACACUGAAGGUGUACACCGUUGGACCCAGCGGAACCCGUCUGCUGAUGUGGGCAGCUACUGGGAACCAUGGAAACCAGUGGACCUACGCUAACGUGGUCUUGUCCAACACAGCACCUUUUAAGGUGACUUUUGAGGGAGAAGUGGGCGGGGACAUGUGGACAGACAUUGCCUUGGAUGACAUCUCGUACACAGCAGCUUGUUUCACAGGAGGACCAGUAACACCCCAGCCUCUGACCUGUGGUGUGGAUCAGUACCAGUGUGCGUACUCCUUUCAGUGUGUGCCAGUGACGUGGCGGUGUGAUGGAGAGCUGGACUGUGCUGACCAUUCGGAUGAAGAGGAUUGUCCAGCUGUGGUACCUGGUACCAUUCCUCCCCAGGACCGCUGUCCUUUGGGCUACUUCCAGUGUUCCAACGAUAGCUGUCUCACCUCUAUCAUACGCUGUGACGGAGUGCCUGACUGCCCUGAUGGAGAGGAUGAGUAUGGGUGUCCACUGCUGCAGUGCGAGCUGGGAGAACUGGUGUGCGACAGUUCACCUCACUGCAUCCCCCUGUGGGAGCGCUGUGACCGUACUGCAGACUGCCUUCCUUUCUACAUAGACGAAUCCAGCUGCUAUGACUGUCCUCCAAUGUAUUGCCUGGGACGUGGCUCAUGCUAUGUGGAAAAAUAUGGACCUGUCUGUAUGUGUCUUCCAGGAUGGACAGGAAACCGUUGCCAUGUGAGAGAGAAGCCAUCAUUCUCCACCGCGUCACCUGAACCAGAUGACAUGCAGCUUGAUUCUGUGUAUGCCGGCAUAGCCAUCGGAUUGGUGCUGCUGUUGGCUGGAGUUGCUGUUUGUGUCCUUGCUUUAUGCAGAAACAAAUGCAGUUCGAGAAAGCCUGACCUGAUGGACUAUGGAGUGAUGGAUAACCAAGCCUGUGACUGCAGUGCAGAGCUUCCAUCUCUGGAUGAAACUCCCGGCAUUGACCUCAGUAUGAGUGAUUUUCCAAGACUGUCCAUCAGCGUCUAUCCCUGGAGGUGGGAGGCGGAGCAGGGUGUGACCUGGAGAGAUGCCAAGCUGUCCUUCGCCAACCCUUUGUACAGUUACCCCACUGAUGGUGACGGCGCUGACUGCAGAUACUCUGAAGCUUAAAAACAGAAGACUUUACAUUUUGAGAUUGAAUUAGAUCAGGGCCAAACGGGUAUUUUAUGAAAUGUCUUCACCUGCUGAGGUGCCAGAAAGGGUGAGGGACAAAAUCAUAUUUUUAAGUGUUUGCUGUAUGUGAUCAUUUUUGUUCAAGUGUUGAUGUCAGGGUUGCAGACGUGACCAUCGUGAGCAAAUCCAAGUCA
Thalassophryne amazonica is the source of this 5662-nucleotide messenger RNA. It is a transcript of the gene malrd1, whose product is annotated as MAM and LDL receptor class A domain containing 1. The transcript is spliced from 33 exons. Gene Ontology annotation, cellular component: membrane. Gene Ontology annotation, molecular function: protein binding. Bases 6 to 5465 code for a protein of 1819 amino acids. The record is from RefSeq and is a predicted model, not a curated record. Lineage: Eukaryota; Metazoa; Chordata; Actinopteri; Batrachoidiformes; Batrachoididae.